Molecule: messenger RNA, 304 nt
Organism: Racocetra fulgida
Lineage: Eukaryota; Fungi; Glomeromycota; Glomeromycetes; Diversisporales; Gigasporaceae
Source: the annotation of a GenBank genome assembly
GGUAAACAACAAGGUAGAUGAAAGGGUGGACAAAAGGGUGAACAAAAGGGUAGACGAAAGGAUAAAUGAAAGAAUGGAUGAAGAGAUGCGCAAAAGAAUAAAUGAACGAGUAAACGAAAAAGUUGAAAUAAUGAAUGAAGAGAUAGAUGAAACGAUGAAUGAAGAGAUGGAUGAAACGGUGAAUGAAGGGAUGGAUGAAAUGGCAAAUGAAGGGGUAGAUGAAAUGAUGAAUGAAGAGAUGGAAUUACCUGCAAGUGAAACCAAUGAAAGUUUAUCAACAAUGAGAAAUGCAUCUGAAAUUCGG